This is a messenger RNA of Maniola jurtina (meadow brown), 1744 nucleotides long. It is a transcript of the gene serpin-13, whose product is annotated as serpin B8-like. The record is from RefSeq and is a predicted model, not a curated record. NCBI's taxonomy places the organism in Eukaryota, Metazoa, Arthropoda, Insecta, Lepidoptera, Nymphalidae. The coding region runs from base 176 to 1522 and encodes 448 amino acids. The transcript is spliced from 9 exons. Gene Ontology annotation, molecular function: serine-type endopeptidase inhibitor activity.
CAGUAAGUUAGUUGCUUCAUAAGCUGUCGGAGGGGACAGCCGUGCUCUCUAGACGUGAAAAAUAUUUAGUUUCCUUCCACGAUAUUAUUACCUACGUGAUGUUUAAAAAGUUUUGUUAAUAAUAUAACAAAUAGUUAAUUUCUCUACCUACUGCCGGGAGAGCUGAUAAUAAAAAAUGACUUCGACGGCGUUGAUGGGUACCUUCUACCUAAUAUCUCUUCUAGUCAUAUCCGAGCAUGUUCUAUGCGACGAUGAUCCGAUUGGAACUCCGACAAUAACAUCGCAGAGUGUUGAAAAAGAUGAAAUAGCGAAUUCAGUCAAUAGCCUUGGUUUUAACUUGGUGACUAAGCUGUUAGAAGAUAAUGAUGACAAGAAUAUUAUAAUUUCACCAACUGGUAUUGCUGGUUUACUGUCAAUGGCAUUGUUGGGUAGUGUCGGUAAAUCAUACGACGAACUGGCUAAUAUCCUCGGAUUUUCCCAAGAUGUAAAAAUUAAUCGAGCAAACCACGAACUUUUCGGAGAGCUGCUAACGGAGUUAAACGACAACACAACAUCAACGAAGACGAUGUUCGCCGAUGCGAUUUUUGUCGACUACCAUUCAAAACUCCGUGAAGAAUACCGUUCUUAUUUGGAAAGAGUGUACAAAGGCGAAGCUCAGAAGGUCGACUUCACGGAAACGGAAAAAGUGAAAACUAUGAUAAAUGAAUGGGUGAGUAACCAGACGAGCGGAAAAAUAUCAAACUUUUUGAAGGAGCCACUUCCAGUUGACACUAAGGCUGCUUUGCUCAGUGCAAUGUACUUUAGUGGUCAGUGGGAACAUCCAUUCCUCCCUGAGUACACUUCCUAUUUGGAGUUUAAGAAGCCUAACGAAACGAUAAGAGCCGAACAAAUGUUGAAUUAUGGGAUGUUUGAAUAUAUUUACUCCCUAGAAGACGAACUCCAAAUGAUUGCACUACCUUACAACGACAGUACCACAAAGAUGUAUGUCAUAAAACCUCGCAAGCCAGAUAACAUGACCCUUGUCGAGUUAAUUAAGAGUUUAAGCUACACUACAAUCAAUAAUUUGAUUGACCGACUCACUAGCAAAGUAUGCAUUAUCAGAUUUCCCAAAAUGGAUUUAACGUACAAUGCUAAUUUAGCAGACCCAUUCAAAUCACUGGGUCUACAGUCACUAUUCAACCCCGAGCAAGCGAACUUUGCUUUGAUGAUAGACAGUAAAAAUGUAAAUAAAACCGAAGAAGAGUUGAUCACGAGAAUAAAUGACGAUGAAACAUUGGAAACGAAGAAUUUAAGAGAAAUUAUUGAUGCUCUACCGAACCCAGGCGUACAUAUAGAUAAAAUCAUACACGACGUCAAAAUUACCAUUAAUGAAUAUGGUACAGAGGCUGUGGCAGCGACGGGCGCGUUCUUGGCCAGGACGGCUGAGCAAUUCUAUGCAAAUACACCAUUUUUCAUGUUCAUCAGAAAUGAGAAGACUAAACUUGUCACAUUCAGCGCUGCUAUAUUUGACCCACUUAGUUGAAAUUGUGUUUGUGUAAAAACUGUAUAAUUAUGCAAUAUUAAUUAUCAUAGGAAUAUCAAGAAAAAAAAUAUCAAAGCAGCUUUUAACUUUCUAAAUAUUUUUUUUACAACUUUAAUGUAUUAUGUGAAAUAUACAUAGCUAUUAUGAUAUUGAAAUGUGCAUUUUCUUAUACCAGUUUACUUAGAAUGAUAAGAAUCUUAUGAGCUUAACAUAACUAAAAUU